UUGCAUAGAGAAAAUAGUGAAUGUCAUAAGUUCAGCAUACUGUAGGCAUGUCGUUUACAGGGAUGACAAGUUGAAAUCAAACUCGCUUAUCCUGAACUGGUAUUCCGUACUUGUUAGUUUUGAGUUACAUAAAAUUUUGUAUAAGCAACCCUUUUGAACAUGUACAGUUUUCAGGUUCAGUCAACUUACGUUUACUUAUCAAGCGAGAUAGUUGAUUUGACAGUCAAUGCUCUGAUAUGAUUAUGCGAUCAUGAGUUCCCUUGUGCAGUUUAGCACUGAACGCGUGCAUACCACAUGCCCCUCGUGUGCUUAGUUAUAGUGCAGAUUCUCGAUUUUGUUUGGUAGGAUUUUCGUGCGUCUAAGUUGAGCCUCAGACGAUUGGGCACACAAUUUAGACUCAAUUUGAUAAUCUCAGCGAUGUUUUUCCAGAGUCACGAGUAUUCCUCAGCCUUGCAACAGUGCUCACUUAAAACACUGCAAUCGGUCCUUGUGAAUUUUGAAAUAAAGCUGUUUAGAUUGCGUGUCCGACUGUACUUACUGGUUCUGAUUGCGUUGGUGUUUUGAUACAUAGAAAGGAGACGGGUUACCGCGUGGUUUAGCAGCCUGUGGUAAAAAAGACGUCAAGUCUGCAUUCUAGAGAAACCUCUCAAAAGAGCAAAGAAAGGAAGUCGAAGCGGAGAAGGGGAGGACGGAAUAAGCACGCUAAAAAUCUUUUUCAACAUGAGUUGCAACGGUUGCCGUGUGCUGCGCAGAGGGUGCAGUGACACUUGUAUUCUACGUCUCUGCCUGCAGUGGAUUCAGACCCCUGAAGCUCAAGGGCAUGCCAGUGUAGUGGCUAAGUUCUUCGGUCGGGCAGGGCUCAUGGGCUUUAUUAGCGCUGUGUCAGAAAAUGAACGAUCUGCAUUAUUUCAGUCUUUGCUGUAUGAAGCCUGUGAGCGAACGGUAAAUCCAGUGCUUGGCGCAAUGGGCCUUCUUUGGAGUGGAAAUUGGCAAAUCUGUCAGGCGGCUGUGGAUACAGUUCUCAAAGGAGGCCUCAUUCGCCCUCCGCCUCGCCCGAAUUACACAACACCAUGUUUCCCAGCUUUGGACAUGUGUGGGAACUCCUCUAUUCCUUCAGCUGAGGGAGUCGAUGACCUUACUCAAAUUACUUUAUCUUCAAACGCAUCCGUAAUGAGUUCUUUGGAUACACGCACCAUGAGCCCUGGAAUUGGAUUGCCUGAAGCAAACUACCAGGAGUCUAAAGAAUUCCCAAGCAGUAUUCGUGACAAGGCUAACAACAGUGGUCAGCAUCUGGAAGCAGUCGUGCCACAAAACGCGGAACCGAAUUUCAUCUGUCAAGAGCAUAGACAAUGUGACAGCUGGACCCAGUCAAAGUCGGAUAGAGAGUUUCACAAAGAUGAGCUUGGGCACGAGUUUUUCGAGUUGAAGAAGAGAACUACAGGGGCGUUUGUAGCUUCUCGACGGGUCAGGGCCCGAGUGGAAGCAAGCCCGCCGGCACCUAUACGCUCAGGUGGAGGAGUGCAUGAGGAUCUACUCGUGCCAGCUCAUGGAGACGAGCAGCUUGAGUUGGAUUUGAACUUGAAAGUAAAAGGAGAGAAGGGUGGGAGGUUGAUGGGAAAUACCAGACUGUCCAGUCCUUGUGAGUCAGUAAAUUCUCAAGGAUCUGUCACCAGUCUAGACAGUGCACUUCGUGAACCUUUAAAGCCGCUCAACGGUGCAUUAGGGGUACAAUUUCUGCCAUCACCCUAUUGUACGCUUCUUCCUCUUCUUCAGUGAGUACGCAGCCCCUCAAACUAGUGUAAGGGACGCCGAAGGAAGGUACUGGUGUGCUGCAAUUACUAAUGCAUUUCAAAUUUGUACAAAAGUAUUUCAAGGGUCUUUCUUCGGGCGUCUCAAAGUUGGAAGGGGCAGAAAGUUCAAUAAUGGAUAUUCAGGAGUCGUGAAGAUGUAUAAUGGUGGUGAUAGGAUCGUUGAAUCACACCUCAUGCAUCAAUACCAUUCAAGUACGAAUAGUAGCAUGUUCAUUUCCUCAACUGUCCUCAGUUUCAGUUUUGUAACAAGUGAUCUAUGCUACAUCGCAGAGUCACUACUUGUAGAAAUUAGCCUACCCAAGGUGGGGUUUUGGUUACAGUGAGUGUAGCUUGCCGGAGUUCGUAGGAUGAAAAUAGAAGAGAAAUUAGCACGGAAGGACGAUAACAGCACCGGUAGAGUGUUCCUUGUAAUUUGGCAGAGAUGAAACAUGAGAAACCUCAAAUGAUUUGAUCGUUUGGUGAUUCAGGGUCAUCACAUUGACAGCAAUUGGAUUGAGGGAUCAUAUCUUGAAAACGUUUAGGUGCAUGUUUUUCACAUGCAUGAAUGGAGGAUCUAAGUGCAAUUUGAAAAUCUGUGGUAGCUCUUGGAACAAUGUCAUGAGAGGCCGCCGAGGUUUGCGUAAUCUGUGCAUGAACAAGACUACCUUGGUAAUUUUGUAACGCUAAUGUGCAUGAACGGGAUUUGAGCAAUCUGUACUCACAGAAUGUCACUCGUCAGUACCCUUGCAAAUCGGUGCAAGUUGAACAUGCAGACUGCUGUCUCAAGUUACUGACCAAUUCCAAAACCCUUUGGCUAAGGAGGAUCAGAGCAUCUUAUUGUAUUAAAGACACCGUUUCGAUGAAACCCACCUCGGUAUGUGAAAAUGCCGACGGAGAAUCUGCAUUAUAUUCAGGGAUAGCACGUGAAGCACACGGAGGAAUUGAAAGUAACAUUUUCGCAGAGAAUCAUGACCCUUAAGCGCCCAGAACGACGGCUAUGGUGUUUCUGUAAACGGCUAAGUUGUGAACGCCUCCACCUCUUUGUGAUACUCAACUAAUGCAGUAAAAUGUUGUUAGUUCACUUGGUUGAGCGUUGUAUCGAAUCCACGGCUAGGUGUUUUAUAUUGUUCGUGGAGUCUUUUAACUGAUUUACGACUUAUAAUGUAGGGUGUGAUUUGUGUGUUUUAAUAGCUUGCAUUGCUGAUCAAUGCAGCAGCAUCUGGCAUUGCAAAACUCUAUCAAUGGGUGUAAUAUGAAACCUCCAGGACUCAAAAUGCAAAUUUGGGGCUUAAAUCCAUGAACUGUGAAGCCUAACGAAUAUGUGCUGUCAAGUCGCCCACGAUUGUUAUCUUCGAGCCUUUGAGAUACAGUGAAGCAUAUGUGCGAACAGUGCACGGUGAUGUGCGGAUAAUCGUGCUUUACGAGAACAUGAAUUUAUACCAUUAACUGCAUUAAGGCUUAAAUUUUGUCCUAAAAACAUAUUCCUAGUGCGAGUUACGACCAGUUUCUCAUAACCAAUCCAUUGCAGUUACAUUAUUUUCUGCCGAGACUGGUUGCUAAAUGCCAGAAUCCUGAAAAAUUUACAAACAUUUUCCACGUUUCACGUCCAUAAUCACAUGGUAAAGAUGCCUCAGGUAAACAGGUUAGAUUCAUGUGGAAUUAGUGCCAACGAUUGACAUCAGAAGAACUCUGCAUUUGAUUAGUUGAACAGUAGCUGAUUCUCAACAAGAGAAUCAAGCGAGUCAAAACAUCAACUAUAUUUUUUAUUAGUGGCUUUGUUUCUAAACAGUGUUCAAGCACUGGGACACUUGCCUUUU
Messenger RNA from Physcomitrium patens, 3607 nucleotides. NCBI's taxonomy places the organism in Eukaryota, Viridiplantae, Streptophyta, Bryopsida, Funariales, Funariaceae. The record is from RefSeq and is a predicted model, not a curated record.